This is a messenger RNA of Microplitis demolitor, 1464 nucleotides long. RefSeq names its product alpha-amylase 1. Gene Ontology annotation, biological process: carbohydrate metabolic process. The coding region runs from base 37 to 1446 and encodes 469 amino acids. The transcript is spliced from 4 exons. Gene Ontology annotation, molecular function: cation binding; alpha-amylase activity. Lineage: Eukaryota; Metazoa; Arthropoda; Insecta; Hymenoptera; Braconidae. The record is from RefSeq and is a predicted model, not a curated record.
UUUAAGAAUCCCAAUUACACUCCUGGACAUGAUGUUAUGGUACAUCUAUUUGAAUGGAAGUGGUCGGAUAUUGCGGUUGAGUGUGAACGUUUUCUGGGUCCUAAGGGUUAUGCCGGCGUUCAAGUUUCACCAAUCCAAGAAAAUAUAAUAAUACCAAAACGUCCUUGGUGGGAGCGAUAUCAGCCACUCUCUUACCACUGGAUGACACGUUCCGGAAACGAGGCUCAAUUCCGUGACAUGGUACGGCGUUGUAACAAAGCUGGUGUUAGAAUUUACGUAGACAUAAUAAUAAAUCAUAUGUCAGCACAACGAUCCUUGAGUGAAGCUGUAAUUGGAACAGGGAAUUCAACAGCUGACUUAAAAACUAAAAAUUAUACCGCAGUACCUUAUAAUCAUAAUGAUUUCCAUACCUCUUGUACAAUCGACAACUGGAAUGAUCCAUUCCAGGUUCGUAAUUGUGAAUUAGUUGGUCUCCAUGAUCUAGAUCAGAGUUCUGAGUAUGUAAGGAAAAAAAUAGUGGAUUUCAUCAAUGAUAUGAUUGAUGCUGGUGUUGCUGGAAUUAGAGUUGAUGCUGCUAAACAUAUAUGGCCAAAAGAUCUUGCAAUAAUCUAUUCCCGUUUACAUAAUUUGAGUACUGAACACGAUUUCCCUGCCGGAGCACGUCCUUACAUUUAUCAAGAAGUUAUUGAUAUGGGCAGUGAAGUAAUUUCAAAGUAUGAAUAUAAUUCUUUAGGCGCAGUAACCGAAUUUAAGUAUGGGUUAGAACUAAGUCGUGGUAUUCGCGGUGAAAAUCCUUUGAAGUGGUUCAAAAACAUUGGGGAAGAGUGGGGACUGCUAUCUAGGAAAGACGCGCUAAUUUUUAUCGACAACCAUGACACCCAACGCAGUCAUAAUGGCGUUACUGCUGUCUUAACUCAUAAAGAAGCUCGACUGUACAAAAUGGCGGUUGCGUUCAUGCUAGCGCAUCCUUACGGCAAUCCGCGGGUCAUGAGUUCAUUUGCGUUUGAUGAUUUUGAUCAGGGUCCACCUGCUGAUGUUAAUGGCAACAUAUUAACUCCGAUAGGUGAUAAUAAUAGUAUUCGCUGUGCUGAUGGAUGGAUUUGUGAGCAUCGAUGGUCGCAAAUAGUUAAUAUGGUUGGAUUCCGUAAUACCGUGGCUGGAACGGAAAUCUGUGAAUGGUGGGACAACUGGAAUAACCAGAUUGCUUUUUCACGUGGUAAUAGAGGAUUUAUUGCUAUUAAUGCUGAAAAAUAUGAUCUGAACAAACGUAUCAAGACUUGUCUUCCUGAGGGUACUUAUUGUGACAUUAUUUCGGGGGAUUUAGUUGGAGAUGGUUGUACAGGAAAACGUCUGAUUGUUGAUAUUAAUGGUUUUGCUAAUGUUAAUAUUGUUAUUAGUGACCAAGAUCAGGUCGUUGCAUUUCAUAUCAAUGCGAGAAUAAAUUAAAGUGGAUUUUAAAAGAAG